UUAAAAAUAAAACGACCGGUCAUCAAAGCCUAGUGCGGGUAUAAUUUUAUUAUUGUAUAUUAUGAGUAUACCUAAGACCUAAACCCAGAAAAUAUAAGUAUUAUAUUGUAUGUAAAAUAUAUUUCGCGUUACGGUAUUCUACAUAUAAAUAUAAAGCCAGUGCCGGUGUAUAUUUACUCAGUACUCUCUACACAUAAAGACAUUUCCACGUGUGCAAACAGGUAAUAGUUACCGUGCACUUAAAUAAAUUUAAAAUAAUGUUGAAUAAAUAUUAACUCAAUCUAUUAGUCAACUUGUCAAUUAAAAAAACUGUUUGAUGUCAAUUACUAAAUAAUUAAAAGUCUACAGGAUAAAUUAAUAGCGUAAAUAAAUAAAAUAAAAUAAGCGAGGCGGUAUUUUUAAAAAACUUGCAAUUGCCGCGAAUUUGAAAAUUCAAAAAGUUGAUUUAAAUUUAAAUAAUGACGAGGCUUAGUAGGAGUGAAGUGAGGUUUUAUUUCGCUGCCUGGACAUGUGGGGUUUUGUAUUCUCUGUAUCAUGUCUAUCUAUCAGGGACAUAUUUUAACAGGACACGAAGUAGCCAUGAAGAUUUUGCCGUAGGAUGGAGUUGGGUAGGAAGGAAACAAGACAUUUCUGAUGGAGAAUGGUGGUCAUUUAUCCCGUUGAUGAAAAAAAUGAUGCCUUGGGUUGCAGUACAAUUGCUGAUAAGUCAUAUUAUUAAAUAUAAGAAGCUCAGUAGCACGGUGUCAUGUUGCUGGUACAUUGCGGUGACUCUAGGAUUUUUAUGGACGUACAUUGGGGCGUCUGGAAUUAUUUUGAUGAUGAUACAGCCGUGCGUCGUUUGUCUGUUGAUAUCAAUACGUAAUUUACCUCUUACUUAUUUCGUCGAACUGGGACUUCUCUAUGUGCUUCAGUACAACCCGCUGAUGAACCUGGUAUGGAACGACUGGCUCCAGGUGGAUGAUGGGUGGGAUUAUUUACUAACAGUUACUAUUUUUUGGGUCCAACUCCGCAGCAUCAGUUGCGCUGUUGACAACAUCACCGAGUACAGGCACAGAAACCUGGCGGGAUUUUUUAGAAAUUUUAUUGAGACUACGGCUUACUGCUUGUAUUUGCCGACUCUCUUCACGGGCCCGUUUUUCCUGUACGCGGACUUCCGCAAGGGCAUCAAUGGACCCAAUGAUAAGUGGACGUUGCGCCGAGUGGGCACUACUUGUUUUAAUUUACUGAGAUUUAUGUUCUGGUUACUCUUCACCGAAUUCGCGAUGCACUUUGUGUACACCAGCGCUUUCAAAGGUUACCCGCGGGAAGUCGGGUCUUUUAAUUCCUGGGCAUUCUACGGGUUCGGUUACUCAAUGGGCCAGUAUUUUUGUAAUAAGUAUAUUGUUAUUUAUGGACUCGCUGGUGAAAUGAGUCGUGCUGAUGAUAUUGAUGCUCCUCCACCGCCUAAAUGUAUAGGAAGAGUCCAUCUGUACUCCGAAAUGUGGAAACAUUUUGAUCGCGGACUCUACCACUUUCUUGUCAAGUACAUCUACGGACCGAUUGCUAAAUUUAAUUUCCCUCUGAAAAAAUUUUUUGCCUCCUUGCUGACAUUCUCGUUCAUUUACAUCUGGCACGGAAUGAAUAAAUUCGUAUUUGUUUGGUCGCUUUUAAAUUUCAUUGGAAUAACUGUUGAAAGUAUCGCUCGUUAUAUUGGAAAUACUCCGUUCUACAGUUACUAUAUAAAUAAAUAUAUGUCACCGGAAAAUGCUCGGAGAUUCCACUGUCUGAUUGCUACUCCGUUGCUUUCAAUGUCUGCGGUAUCAAAUUUUUAUUUUUUCAGCGGCAUGACUAUCGGCAAUUUAUUUGCUCUAAGAUUAUUUCAAGAUUCAUGGAUAACUAUUUUUACUAGAACAUUUUUCCUCUACUGUUGCUGUCAAGUUUCAACAGAAGUUAAAAUUUUAGAAAAUUUAAAAAAAAAUUUUAAAAAGUUGAUUCCAUAACGGCCUCUAUUCAAUUAAUUUU
Microplitis mediator is the source of this 2001-nucleotide messenger RNA. Its product is annotated as protein-cysteine N-palmitoyltransferase Rasp-like. Gene Ontology annotation, cellular component: endoplasmic reticulum. Gene Ontology annotation, biological process: protein palmitoylation. Lineage: Eukaryota; Metazoa; Arthropoda; Insecta; Hymenoptera; Braconidae. Bases 459 to 1979 code for a protein of 506 amino acids. The record is from RefSeq and is a predicted model, not a curated record. Gene Ontology annotation, molecular function: palmitoyltransferase activity. The transcript has 5 exons.